GUUGGAACCCAUGUAGCCCAUCCAUGCUGCUGCUGCUGAUGAUGAUGAUGAUGAUGAUGAUGAUGAUGAUGAUGAUGAUGAUGAUGAUGAUGAUGAUGAUGAUGAUGAUGAUGAUGAUGAUGAUGAUGAUGAUGAUGAUGAUGAUGAUGAUGAUGAUGAUGAUGAUGAUGAUGAUGAUGAUGAUGAUGAUGAUGCUCCCUGCUGCGGCUGCUGCUGCUGCUCUGUCUAACCUCUUUAUGCUGGACACUG
This is a messenger RNA of Closterium sp. NIES-67, 249 nucleotides long. NCBI's taxonomy places the organism in Eukaryota, Viridiplantae, Streptophyta, Zygnematophyceae, Desmidiales, Closteriaceae. The record is from the annotation of a GenBank genome assembly.